AUGAAAUCUUGUUUUCAGACUGAAAGUGUGUGCUCUUGGAUUAUGGCAGGAAAUUUCCCCCAUAUAUUUGUUCUUGAAGCCCACAGAACCAGAAGGACUGGUACCGGCUUUGUUCUCGACUCAGACCUGCAGUUUUACUCUGAAAGCCUCAGACCGGAAGCAGAUUUCUGCGGUUCCGUUAAGUGGACGCGCUUCCAGCUGUUCACUGAGCUUGGACUUUGCUGCCGGACGUGUCGGACCGAACCAUGGACCUGCUUUGGGCUCGGCUCUGACCUCCAGCCGGCUCCCGGAGCUCCAGCAUGGUGCCGCCGGGAAACGAGUCGUACAGCCGGGCUGAGACCAACCGCACCGCGGGGCAGCCCGGGCCGGAGGUGGUGAUCGUGCCGCUGGUGUUCGGGCUGAUCUUCGUGGUGGGGCUUCUCGGGAACUCCCUGGUGAUGCUGGUGAUCGGCAGGGUGAAACCCAGCGGUGGCGCGCGCCCGCUCAGCCCCACCAACAUCUUCAUCGUGAACCUGAGCGUGGCGGACCUCCUCUUUCUCCUCUUCUGCGUCCCGCUCCACGCCACCAUCUACUCCCUGCCAGAGUGGGUGUUCGGAGCCUUCCUCUGCAAGUUCGGACACUUCUUCACCACGGCCAGCAUGCUGGUCAGCAUCCUCACGCUGGUGGCCAUGUCCGUGGAUCGCUACAUCGCCGUGGUUCGCUCCAAGAGCUCUGCGUGCGUCCGCAGCCGCAGGAACGCGCUGGCUGGGCUGUGCGUCAUUUGGACCCUGUCCCUGCUGUGUUCGGUGCCGGUGGCGCAAAACUACGUGCUCACCAGCCACUCCAGCGCCCCGAACAAGACCUUCUGCUGGGAGGCCGGGCUGGGAGCGUCGCGGCGCGCCUACAAGGUGUCCAUCCUGCUGCUGGGCUUCAUCCUGCCUCUGCUGCUCAUCUCCUGCUGCUACAUCAGGGUUUUGUGCCACCUGCAUAAAAAGAUGAAGAACAUGUCCAAGAGGUCCGAGCUGUCCAAACGAAAGACGGUCCAGACCAUCCUCCUGGUUGUCACCGGCUUCACCAUCUGCUGGAUGCCGCACCACAUCAUCGUCAUGUGGGUGGAGUUCGGCACCUACCCGCUGAACGACGCCACCUUUGCGCUCCGCAUCGUGUCCCAUUGCCUGUCCUACGGGAACUCCUGCAUCAACCCCAUCCUCUACGCCUUCCUGUCCGAGAACUUCCGCAAAGCCUGCCGCCAGGUGUUCGCCCGCCACCUGCUCUUCACGCCGCCGGCCGACGGGAGAGUGGUUCGAUUCCGCAUGGACAACUUCUCCACCACACACUCCAGCACCAACAUCUAAAGGACAAGCUGGAGGUCCUGCCGGUCACAUGACCAGGGAGGCUGCAAGUGAUUGGCUGCUUUGGUCGGCCUCCAGUUGAAGCAGAACCAGACUCAGCAGGAUCUUACAGUUCAGGAGCCAUGAGCAGAAAUAACUGAUUUAUUCUGUGCUUUCAUUAUCUUGGAGAGAAUUUUUCACAAACUGAUAAAUUAUUUUAUUUUAAUGUGUAAAGUUUCUCAGCUUUCUCCUGGACUCCAACUGAGACAAACCAAGUCAGUGGUUUUGGUUCUAAUUUAUAGCACAUUCAAAUAAAUACAUCACAUGAAUGCCGUCAUGUUAACACAGAGAUUCGGAAGGUGUUAACUAUAAAUAAAGUUUCUGAAGAAGGA
Poecilia latipinna (sailfin molly) is the source of this 1702-nucleotide messenger RNA. RefSeq names its product galanin receptor 1b (gene galr1b). NCBI's taxonomy places the organism in Eukaryota, Metazoa, Chordata, Actinopteri, Cyprinodontiformes, Poeciliidae. The transcript has 3 exons. Gene Ontology annotation, cellular component: plasma membrane. The coding region runs from base 300 to 1334 and encodes 344 amino acids. Gene Ontology annotation, biological process: G protein-coupled receptor signaling pathway. The record is from RefSeq and is a predicted model, not a curated record. Gene Ontology annotation, molecular function: G protein-coupled receptor activity.